AUGCAGCUCCUUCAAUCCGUUUCCACGGGCCUGCUGCUCGCCAGCAGCUGCCUGUCCUCCCUUGCUGCGGCUCGCUCCGUUCCCGCGGCCAAGAGCAUCGCCGCCCGCCAGUCCACCGACAAGAUCGCUCCCAAGGUCUUCAUUGUCUCGAUGUUCGAACCCGAAGCCGCCAUCUGGUGGGGUAUCCCCGAGUUCAACGUGCUCGAGCACAACAUUACCAUCCCCGGAGCCUCUCCGCUGUUCCCGGAUGUGCACUGCACCGCAGACCACAACAUCUGCCAGCUGGUCACCGGUGAAGCCGAGAUCAACGCCGCCGUCACCGUCUCCUCCAUCAUCUUCAACCCCACCUUCGACCUGACCAACACCUACUUCCUCAUCGCCGGUAUCGCCGGUGUCAACCCCGAGCUGACCACCAUCUGCAGUGUGACCCUGGCUCGCUACGCCGUCCAGGUCGCCCUGCAGUACGAGAUCGACAUCCGCGAAAUGCCCGCCAACGCCACCACCGGCUACUUCCCCCAGGGUUCCUACUACCCCUGGCAAUACCCCGGCAGCAUCUACGGCACCGAGGUCUUCGAGGUCAACGACAACCUGCGCCAGCUGGCUGCUGCUUUCGCCAGCAAGGCCACCCUCGCUGACUCCGACGACGCCAAGGCCUACCGCGCCAAGUACAACACCUCCGACGGCAUCUAUGCCGCCGGCGCUGCUGCCCCCUCCGUCGUCCAGUGCGAUGUCGCCACCAGCGACGUCUACUACUCCGGUAACAUCCUCGGUGACACCUUCGCCAACACUACUAAGGUCCUCACCAACGGUACCGGUAACUACUGCGCCUCUGCCCAGGAGGAUAACGCUACCCUCGAGGCCAUGGUCCGUGCCGCUAAGGCCAAGCUCGUUGAUUUCUCCCGUAUCAUUGUCAUGCGUACCGCCUCUGACUUCGACCGCCCUUACCCUGGCGAGUCGGCUCGUGAGAACCUCCUCUACGCUACUACUGGUGCUUAUGAGCCCUCGGUUCAGAACAUCUACAACGCUGGUGUCAAGAUCGUCGAGGGUAUCAUCAGCCAGUGGAACUCUACUUUCGCCGCUGGUAUCACCCCUAGCAACUACAUCGGUGAUAUCUUCGGUACCCUCGGUGGUUCUCCGGACUUCGGUCCCUAUGCUAAUGCCGCCGAGGCGGGUGUCACCCUCAAGCGCAGUGUGCCCCGUCGUCGCAGCCUGCGGGGAUACUAG
Aspergillus niger is the source of this 1224-nucleotide messenger RNA. RefSeq lists its product as uncharacterized. Gene Ontology annotation, biological process: transmembrane transport. The coding region runs from base 1 to 1224 and encodes 407 amino acids. The record is from RefSeq and is a predicted model, not a curated record. The transcript is spliced from 2 exons. NCBI's taxonomy places the organism in Eukaryota, Fungi, Ascomycota, Eurotiomycetes, Eurotiales, Aspergillaceae. Gene Ontology annotation, cellular component: endoplasmic reticulum.